AUGACCAACAUCGAGUACGAGCGGACCGUCUCUAUCAGAGACCUUGACGACGUGGACAAGGUUCGAGUUGAGUCAAGAUACGCUCUCGCCGCUUAUCUGCCUCUGAUCUCCCGAAAGUCUCUUGAGAAGAUCGCGAUCAGCUUCUCUGAGUGGGUGAAGGAGAAGAGGAUGAAGGAGGUACGGAGCAUCGACGUCAUCCACUCCCAAAGGACCACAGGCCCGGACUUCGCACCAAAGAAAGACCCCUCUACUAUGACGGCAGAGAAGCGCUCUUGUUACAUCCGGGAGAUGGACUAG
Messenger RNA from Paraphaeosphaeria sporulosa, 297 nucleotides. RefSeq lists its product as uncharacterized. The transcript is spliced from 2 exons. The record is from RefSeq and is a predicted model, not a curated record. The coding region runs from base 1 to 297 and encodes 98 amino acids. Lineage: Eukaryota; Fungi; Ascomycota; Dothideomycetes; Pleosporales; Didymosphaeriaceae.